Sitodiplosis mosellana (orange wheat blossom midge) is the source of this 1753-nucleotide messenger RNA. RefSeq lists its product as uncharacterized. Bases 548 to 1609 code for a protein of 353 amino acids. The transcript has 5 exons. Lineage: Eukaryota; Metazoa; Arthropoda; Insecta; Diptera; Cecidomyiidae. The record is from RefSeq and is a predicted model, not a curated record.
UUCUAGAGGAUGUAUGGUUUCAUAAACAUUAUUACCAUAACAAAUAAUAAGAACGUGCCGCUGAAGCACACUCUGAAAUUUGCUUGAUGUUAUAAAAUCGCGGCAUUUGCAUCACGUCGUCGUUGUCGUCGCACGAGAAAAAAACACUCAAACAACACUUUUAACCUCACCAUCUGAUUUGUUCUGCUUUGAUCCGUAUCGUCCUGUUCGCUGUUGUUGCCUGAAAGAAUACCAACCGCCGCACUACUUCAAUCGUUGUGUGCGUGCGUUCGCCUUUAUUCGAAUUGGUGCAAUGCGUGCGUGCUGACAUUUCUGUCUGAAAAAAUCUGAUAGGCACAUGUAAAACGCCGGUGCGCUUGUCGAUAACUUGGUCAGUGUAAUUGUGUCUUUGUAAUUAGUCAGAGCGUUCAGAAUCGCUGCUCCCAAUUUUAUCUAUUGAAAAUCAUUGGAACGACAUUUUAUUUGAAACAAACAUAAAUACCUUGUGCACAACGUUGAAGUUUUAGUUUUAUUUUUGAGAUAAGAGGAAAAACAAACCGAUCAAGAUAUGAUUAAAUCCAUUUUUAUUUUGCUUGUCGUUGGAAUGUGUUCAGAGCAAAGUUGGUUUGUUUCAGGACACAAUUGUACCGAACCAUCCGCAUACAACACGAAUGAAUGUGUCUUCGAAUGCAUCCAAAUUUUGUACGACACGGAAUAUUGCACUGGCUGUGAUGCUGGCGACAAAGUGACCAAAAUUAAUUUAAAUCCAAAUCAAACUCUGACAUCAUUGGUGCAACAUGAUUUGAUUUUUUACAAUUUUUCAACUCAAUCGCUCGGCGCUGGAAAUUGUUCGGGGUGUUCGGCCAACCAAACCGAGCAAAGUUUCAUCGAAAGAUACAAACAGCCAACUGUUUUAACAAAAUAUGUCAAUUGCACGGCAAAUUCCACGGCCACAUUGGAUGGUGUGACCAAAACUAACUGUACAACGAAUGAGGUUCGUGAAUUGUACGAAAACAUUAUGAAGCGAUUGGAAAAGGAAAAAUGGUGUGUGGGUGCUCUUCAAUUAGGCGGUCAGUAUUUGAAGCAAUUGAUCGUUCAACCGUUGGAUAACUCCAGAAAUGAGAUGAGUAAUAAAGAUGCUAUGGGCAACGGUGCAGAGAGUUCAGCAACUGAACAAAUCGCAUCGUCGACAGAAGCAUCAAUAACGACUGAAGUCAUCCCGUUACCCGAGAACAUGGAAGAGUUUAAGAAGCCAUCAGCUGCAGAGGCAACAUCAGAGACCGAUGAUUCGCCGACAACUGAGAAUAGCGAGACAACAUCGCCAUUGAUCAUUCCAACAACAACGAUGAAACCCACUUCCACAACAACAGCUGACACUACCACGCACACAACUAUUUCGGCGCCAGAGUCAACCACCAAAUCGGCCAAAUCGAAACCAACGAAAAAGAAGAAAAUCGUCGAGGAACAUCAUUACAUGGGCUCACUCACCAUUAUUGCAAUCAUAGUUGGUUUGUUGUUGACAGUCCUAAUUAUAUUGGCGGUGGUUGUGCGCGUUCUUAUUUCACGCCGACAGAGAAUGCACCCACGCAGUAGCUCAACUACUUAUGUGUUUGAGUCUCAUCAAUAUUGAAAUUUAUGCUAAGAAAUCAUUUGCAUUUGCAUUAAUAACAAAAAAUUCGAAUAUGUUCCUGUUAAAAUUCGUUAAGAUUUGUUAAUUAUUAUUACAGAGAGAAAAUAAAACCGAAUAGAGUAAAAUAUAGAAGUAAGAUAGAAA